Trichobilharzia regenti is the source of this 3416-nucleotide messenger RNA. The record is from the annotation of a GenBank genome assembly. Lineage: Eukaryota; Metazoa; Platyhelminthes; Trematoda; Strigeidida; Schistosomatidae.
AAGUCAGCAGAAAACCGUCAGAAACCCUAGUAAAAACAUUAUUUUUAUAUGUUGGUGAAACAAUAAAGAAUUCUCAAGCGGCCAAUUGGUGUUUUGGUUUUUUCGUCCGUUAUUACUUAGCGUUUCUGAGAAACUUCAAGCGACAGCGUGAGCCCGAGCGUAGCAAGAGCUGGGCAUUAACGGUUUACGAGACGUGGCUGACAGUUUCUGACGGAGAAGUCAGUUUUCGACGGGUUUGGACCGCUGGUGACAGUUUGGAUAGUCACCGUUCAUCUUUUCUGGUGCCGGUGAAGUCCUCUUUGAACAAGCAAUAUCUGGAACGUUUUUGGAAUUGGGUCAAGUUCAACAAUGCCUGGGUCAAAGAAGGGACAGAGCGUCUUGGAUGCAAACAGGAAAGUAAGUCAUGGUGACUUGUCUGUUACUUGUAACGAUGUGUCUGAUGUUAAGCAUGAUAUGGUUGAUGUUACUGUUUCGCCGUUCAGGGGUAAUAGGAACAUAAAACUCCCUAAAUUUGAACCACGGUGUUUCGAUGGAAACCCGGCUGAUUAUUUACAAUUUGUAAAGGAGUUUGAGACCAUGUUGAGUAGUUUUCUAUUAAGUGAUGAAUUGAAGUUAAUGUAUUUGAUGAGAUAUUGCACUGGAGGUGCUGCAAGAGCUAUACAGUGCUGUAAGUUUAUGAAUCCAAAAGAGGGCUACUACGAGGCUAUGAGCAUAUUACGUCAAAGGUUUGGAAGACCUUCGAUGAUUGUAAGGAACUUAUACGAAGCUGUCAAAUGUAACGGCAGUCAACUUCAAGAUGACUCCAAGGCACCUACUGAGUUUUUAGAUAAUCUUAUGACUUAUAAGAAUACCUUGAUUUCGAUGAAUCGCAUGAAUGACCUCAACUCGAGUUUUAUACUAGAAGUAAUAGCAAGACGCCUACCUACUCGACUGCAAAGGAAGUGGGUGAAGAUAAGCUCCCGUAUGGAGGAUGAGGGUAUCGAGCCAAAGUUUGAUGAUAUUCUGAAACUGGUAAAUACUAGUGUCAAUCAAUCGAUGAGCAAGUUUGCCAGUAUAUUGAAUCUCACCCAUAGAAUAGAGCAGUCUGAGGGUAAAACGCAAUCAUUGAUGACGAAUAGGCCUCAGAGAGGUGGAUAUCGAGAAGACUCCAUGAUAUCUAGUAAUGCAUAUAGAUCUAGUGAGUGUAACAGGUUUCGUAGUACAUCGUCAACAGAUAAGUUGCAUGAUGCAAGACAAACACGAUUGUGUCUUACACGUUUGCAAGAGGUGCAUACAAAGGUGAGCUGUGAACCAGUGAGCAAGUUCAGGGAUAAGCUAAAUGUGAAAUCAACGUCUGACUCCGAAUUGUGUGACGAUAACGGUGCGGUCAAGAAGUCUGUAGUUGCAACUGGUAAGCCAUUGUUGAAUAUAGUUUCACAGCACAGAGUUAUUGCUUUAGAGUCCAGUUCUGACUCCACAAGUUUACAAGGUAUUACUAGUCAGAGUGAAGUUAUAAAGCCUUUUAAGAUUUGCGAGGAGGAACCAAAAUUGUCUACUUCUGUUAUUAAAGAGUUUGAAAUUGAUGAAGUCGACCAGAUAGAUGAUGAUAAAUUGAAUAUUCCGGAUAAUGAUCAUGAUACUUCACAUUUGUCUUUGGUUGAUCAUGAUGAGAUGAGAGAUAUGCCUACUACUGCUGAGUUGAACAAAAGUUCUGUACAACUUGAACGUGAAGUGGAAAUAAAUGCAGAUGCAGUUGCAGAAGGCAUGCAUACUUGUCAGACCGUCAGUGUGAGUGAUCAGCGCGUAGCCCACCUAUCAUUAGAUGCUAGUGUUAAACCUGAGCUGAUAGUAAAAGACAGCAGUGGUGGUGGUCUUGCAGGUAGACAAAUUUCUGAAAGUCGAGCAACAACAGCUUCUGAUCCACCGCUAACUUCAUCAACUGGUAUCAAUCGGUCAUCGUUGGUGUUGUCAUCCACAAUGAAACUGUCGCCCAUCAACUCAAGUAUCUUGUGCAAUGACUAUGAUAGUAUUGGUGCAUUCGAAAGGACGAAAGAUGUUGCUCUGUUUAGAGAGGAUAAGCCAAGUGUAAACGAAAGAGUAAUUGUUAAAUUGACUUGCAUGAAUAAAGGAAUUUCUAGUUUCAAGUUACUAUUUGAAUGCUAUCAUCUUUGGUGUAAAUUACUCUGUGCCUACGCUUGGUUGACCAGAUACUUCGUGUGUUUGUUCGUCAUCUAUGUUCUACGAUACAAUGACAUGAGCGUGUUAUCGUUCAGAUUUGAGGAUAUAGCUGAUAGAAGGAAGUCAGCAAAUGAACUCUGCGAUGAUUUUCCAACCUAGAGCGUCAACCUGAGAAGGGUUGUAGGCGUACUGCUGUAAGUCCUACAGUUCUUCAAGGGUAGUUUUUCGUGCCAGAAUCCCCAUCAUUUGAUGUGUUGAUUGUACAUAUGUUUGUGUUUGAUAAUUUUGUGAGUUCCAAUUGAUGUAAUUGUUGGUUAAUCUUGUUUGUGUCCGGAUAUUCCACAACUUACAAUCGUCAACCUGAGAAGGGUUGUAGGUGUACUGGUGUAAGUACUGUGAUUCUUCAAAGGAAUUCCAUCAAGACAUGAACUGCGAGUUUGUGUGUACUGUUUGUAUAUACGUGUGGUGUGUCAUAUCAAUUGGUGGUGUUUUGGAUUCAUUGUGUUUACUGGUUGUUUUUGUACCUUGUUUUUAUUGCAUAAUUUUGUUAAAAUUUUCGUCGUGAUUACUUCUGAAGUUGUUUCUUGUCUUCUACAUCCGUGAAUGAAUUGAUUGAUGUUAGAGACAGCAGAUGGGUCGUAUACGCCGGGGAGGCUAGGCUAUUGCUGAGAAUGAAAUGCAUACGGAGAUAAUUAUUAGCUGCGGUCCCACACACCGGGGAGUAAGAGUCAUCGUUACUCGAAUUGAGGCAGAAUGAGUGACAAGCGAUUUCAGUGGUAAUUAGUAGUGAGUAGAUAAGAGGAUGUGCGUAGAGUAUCGUGAGGUGGUGCUAUGGUCACGUUGCAUUCUGCAAGAGUCAUUCUAGCAAGUGGCGAUUGUGUUGCAAGAGGAUGCCUUUAACUGGAAUGCGCAGGUCGUCAUUGAUGUGUGAGAUUGUGCUGUGGGUAUGCUUGUGGUGUGUUGGCUUUUCUGUUUGUUUUCCAUUUCAGCUCUGUCGGUGUAUCCCAGGUUCUCGCAAUGGCAUCCAAGUCAACGUGUAUUGGUCGUGAAGGAAAAAGUGGUUGGAUCCCUUUUUUGCCGGGGAGUGUCAAUGUAGUUUAAUAUUGAACGAUCAAUUCAUGGUUGUUUGCUCAAAACCAACUUCCCCAAUUUUCGCGGAGGCAUCAAUACGACAGUCAUCGUCUCAUCGGUCGCUGUUCAGAAAGAAGUCAGUAGCAAACCGUCAGAAGUAAUAUUGUGAUUUAUUAUUGUAAUAUUUG